Molecule: messenger RNA, 387 nt
Organism: Gryllus bimaculatus (two-spotted cricket)
Lineage: Eukaryota; Metazoa; Arthropoda; Insecta; Orthoptera; Gryllidae
Source: the annotation of a GenBank genome assembly
AUGUUGUCCAAACACGCACUAUGCACUCUAGUAGCUAUGGGGCGGGGGCGGGGCGCGGCGCGGUCGCCGUCAGAAGCGACUGGCCGUGACGUUGUAACGCCAGGCGUGCGGCGGCAGCGGCUCUGGGUCCCGGGCGGCGGCUGCUGUGGAGAGCGUGACCACGUUGAUGCUGCCCCGGUCCACCUUGGCUCCGUUGGCCGUCGCCCUCGCCCCGCCCUCGCCCCGUCAGAAGAGGUCUCUCUGCCGCUCCUGCGCGCGUCGCUUCAGCAGCACGGCACACGCCACCAGCAGCGCCAGCAGCGCCACCACGAAGCCCACCAGCGUGUAGGUGGCGCUCCGGAAGGGCUGCACUGGGUCUGCAACACCCCGUCGAACACUCCCUCGUAA